CUCUUGUACCGUGGACUCGCCCGUUAACGCUUCUGGUGUUGUGAGCGGUCACGUGGCUCGUGUUGCUGUGAUUUUUCUCCGUUUCCCGACAUUUGGAUUAUUUUAUUAUCAGAAAUAAACGGAAUGCGGAUUUACACGGUCGUGUCCAGGAUUUUACACCGUGUGAAAAACGUGUGGGUUUCAUAUGCAGAGAGGAAGUGCUGAGGAAGUGCUGAGAGCUUUUGUUCACCGGUCACACACACACACACACACACACACACACACACACACACACACACACACACACACACACACACACACCAUGUCAUUCUCUGAUCUGGAUUACAUCCCUCCGUGGUGGAUUUAUUGGCUUCACCAGUUUCCUCACAUCAAUCUGAGACUCCAGCAAAUCAACAAUACCUUCAACCUUCAGGAGGAAAACUACCAGCAGUCUCUGCUUUUCCUGGUGUGUGUGUCCUCGGCUGCCCUCGGUGUGAAUCUCCUCGCACUCGCUCUCUAUCUGAGUUUCCUGUGCUGCUGUCAGACCAACAGAGAAGCUGAUGAUGAGGAAGAGACAAAGAAACCAAACUCACACUGCAUCACCUGGAUGGCCGUCAGUGCUGGACUUCUCAGCUGCAUCGCAGUUGGGGUGGGUUUCUAUGGUAACAGUGAAACCAACGAUGGAGUGUACCAGCUAACCUACUCCCUGUACAACACCAACCGCACACUGGUGGGAGUGGAAACUCUGGUUUCUUCUACACUGGGUGGGAUUCAGAGCGGGAUGAAGGAACACUUGUCCAGAUUGGACGAGAUUUUUGCCACCCAAGGUGACUUUGUGAAGACCCUGAAGUUCAUGCAGCAGAUGGCGGAGAGCCUCGUUAAGCAGCUGUUGGGAUUGCCGGACUGGCAGCAGGCCAACGUGGACCUGACUCACAUCGCUGACCACACCGCAGCCGUGGAGUACUACAGGUGGCUGACAUAUCUGCUGAUUCUCAUAGUUGAUCUGCUCAUUUGUCUGUUGGCGUGUCUCGGUCUGGCCAAGAAAUCGCGCUGCCUUCUAACAACCAUGAUGGUGUUUAGUAUGCUCAUUCUGAUAGUGAGCUGGGCGUCUCUGGGAAUCGAAGUAGCGACGGCUGUGGGUGUCAGUGAUUUCUGCGUGUCUCCAGACAUGUUCAUCAUGAACCAGACUAAAGACACAAUUAGCUCAGAUAUUGUUCAGUAUUAUCUGUCCUGCAGUCAGACGCUUCCCAAUCCGUUCCAGCAGUUUCUCCUGCAGUCUCUGACAAUCAUCCAGAGAUCUCUGAGUGUCAUGCAGAUUCAGGUUCAGGGGUUAUUACAGUUCGCUGUGCCUCUCUUCCCUACAGCUGAGAGUGAUCUCCAAGGUCUUAAGCUCAUGUUGAACAGUUCUGAAGCGAAACUCCAUCAGAUUACUGCUCUACUCGACUGUAGGGGAAUCAAUAAGGACUAUCUGGAUGCUGUCAUGGGUGUGUGUUAUGAUGGUGUAGAAGGAUUGCUGUAUCUCAGUCUUUUCUCUCUGCUGUCCAUCACUGCAUUCUGCACCAUGAUGUGUGUGAUUCCUCGAGCAUGGAGACAAAUCAACAACCGAGAAGGGCAUUAUGGGGAUUUUGAGGACUCAGACCCCUUCAGCUCUCGAGCUCAGACUGAGAACUUGCACACCUUUUACAGCUACAGCAGCAGCCAGAACAGCCUUCACUCACCACCGGCUCUGCCCACCUCCAACGUUAACCAGUCGUCCGUGUUUGGAGGAAACGCCCGCUUUGAAGACGCCCCUCUAAUAAACCGAGGUUCUCCCCCCCCCUCAUAUACUCCCACUAUGCGAGCCAAUUACCUUUCCAUGACAGAAGAUCAGAUGAGACACUUUGGAGACGAUUUUAGGGCCUGAACCUCUUCAUUCUCUACAAAGUGUGCAGUAUGUGUGUUAAUAUCUAUGGCCACGUGUCCCCAUGAGGAUAGAAAUAUCUGACAGUUUCACCUUGUGGGGACCUGUUCUGUUACUCAGUGGUUUUUUAACUGAAACAUUUCCUUUUGGAUGCAGACGUUAGAUUAGAGUUAGGACGAGUGUAGUGUUAAUGAGCUGUAUUAAUGAUAACAGUGGAAAGUUCUCACAAGGACACAAGUCUGUGUGUGUGGGUGUGUGUUGGUGUGGGUGGGGGUGGGUGUGUGGUCCUCACAAUCUCAGGACUUUUGAUGUAAUUCAGUCCUAUAAACUACUGAUUAAUAAUUUUUUUACACAUUGAUCUCCAGCUGUAUCUUGUUACUAAAGUUGUUAACAUGAUUGUUUUUAUUAUAUAUCUUUUGGUAACAUACUGAAACAUUAAAAUACUAAAUGUGAAACUGUGUCCAAUGAAAGACAACAAACAUCAACCUUGUUCAGAACUCACACCUGAAUCUUCUGCCUUCUGAGCCUCGAGCCACAGGAAAGCGUUUAAACUCUCACUUUAUUCUCUCUCUUUAUUCUGGUUAUGUUUCAGAGAUCGUUGAUUUUCUUACGCAAAUUAUACGCAAAUCCAAAUGAACAGCUUGAUCUCAUAGCUUCAGGGGAGAGUGUGUAUUUAACACAGUGAGCUUGCGAUGCUAAUCUAGUCUGAGAGAAGCUGAGCACAUAACACAAAUCACAGUCCUGAUUUUUAUUUACAUAUAAAACAUCUGCUUCCACUGGACAGGCCACGCCCACUAGUGAUAUUAGUAGUGGUUGCUUCACACCUACAAGACACACAUUAAAGGCAACAGGUUACUGGUGUAAAUGACCCUUCAUACAGUAGUGUGGAGCUGAUCAUACAGCUGUAACCCCAAAAUAUCCUGAUACUGAUACUCAGCAUUUUGUUUAUGUAGCAUAUAUGUAGCGUCGUUAUGAACUACUGAGAUGCAAACUUUAGUGCACCACCUCAAACAGCUGCUGAGAGCUUAACACUGGUCUGGAGCUGGACUAGUUUAAUAUUCUAACAUAUCAUUACACUUCAUUGUGGCUGCUAAACACAAAUGGAUUAGAUCAGAUGUCUUUGUACUAGUCAUAUAAUAGUCCAUAGUUAAAUAAGACUUUUUACUAAGUUUACUCUAGAAACUAUUGGUACAGUUACGAUGUGACCACUGGUAAAGGGUUUAACUGCUAACUGCUUUGCUAUCUAACUACCACAGGUUUCUAAUUAGCGUGUAUUCGGACUGUGCAUUAUUUUAAUAUUCUGUUGUGUUCUAGUUCGCCACUUGCUGCUAAACUCUACUCGGUUCAUUAAUUGCCACAUUUAUGUUGUCUCAGCAGAUGAAGUAGUUGGUAAUUAUGUAGUAGAAUUGUGUGUUUUUCUGAGGAAACUCUCAGAAAUAUGUUUCAGAGUAAAGGUACCACAGUAAUACGUCGCUGAGGUUGUUUUUGUAGAGCCUUUAGUGUGGAUUAGAUUAGUGCUGUUAGCACAUGUGUGAUGCAGUUUGGAGCGUAGCUUGUGCACAUCUUCACAAAUCAACACUACAUGUCCAAGUGGUGCGAUACCUCCAUGGUCCGACUUCAAACAAUAAAAGUAAGGUUUGGUACCUGCAUAUCCCAGAGUGUAGCAUGGUCAUGACUUCAAUACACUUAGCUAGCUAGCUAGCCUCCUAAAUGGUGUGGUUUGGGAUUCAGGUCAUGAUUACUCACAGCUUUUAUUUUUUAUUUUCAUUAUAAGACAAUUCCAUAUUUUAAAAUAUUUUAUUAACUUGUUACUAACAUUUUGUAAAUAAAUUGUAUAAUAACACGCUGUAA
Messenger RNA from Tachysurus vachellii, 3730 nucleotides. RefSeq names its product protein tweety homolog 2-like. Bases 185 to 1882 code for a protein of 565 amino acids. Gene Ontology annotation, cellular component: plasma membrane. The transcript has 14 exons. Lineage: Eukaryota; Metazoa; Chordata; Actinopteri; Siluriformes; Bagridae. Gene Ontology annotation, molecular function: intracellularly calcium-gated chloride channel activity; volume-sensitive chloride channel activity. The record is from RefSeq and is a predicted model, not a curated record.